AUGCAACACUUGGCUGAAAUGAGGGCUGCUGGUCUGUUGCCGGCGAGGGCGGAGGGGUGGCGAGGAUCUGGAGGGGCGUCCAAAGUGAAGGUGACGGUGCUGCAGCAGCUGCCCAAGGCGGGUAAGGCAGCGGCAGCCAGCUUGGACACCUUCCUCCACACCCAGCUCCAGCGGGACGGCCGCAAGGCCGACAUCCUCAUCCUACCCGAGAACUGGCUGGGCGCCAGUGGACACGCCGACGUGGCGACCAACAGCAGCUUGCAGCUCCUGGCCGACGUGGCCAAGGCCCACGCCGUCUACAUAUUGGCGGGCACGAUGGCCGAGGUUCAAGGCGGCAAGCGCUACGUGACGUCGGUCCUGCUUGCAGCUGAUGGAACGAUGGCCGGCCUCUACCGCAAGCGAAAGCCCACCAUGGAGGGCGCGCACGACCCGGGCAACGAAGUGGGCAUCUUCGAGACGCCGCACGGGCGCAUCGCGGUCAUGAUCUGCUUCGACGUGGAGAACGCAGACAUCUUCGAGGAGACCCUGUCGCACGACCCCGUGGUCAUUCUCAAUCCGACGUGGAUUCCGCUGCCGCGGGUGAUCAGCACGAUGCCCUCCGUGGCGUCGCCCUCCUGCUCGUACCCACUGUCCCUCCUCACGGCCUGGGGCAAUGCCAUGGAGACCAUGUCGCACAAGUUCGAGAACAUCUGUAUCGAGCGGGGCAUCUACCUCGUGAGGUGUGACAUGCCGUAUAACUGUGCCACCGGCACGAGCCAGGUCAUUGCGCCUCACUAUACUGCACACGCGGCCACGCUCAAGGAGACGCAUCUUUCAGUGUUCCUUGAGCGGGACAGGGAGCAGAUGAUGAAGAACCAUGCGCGGUUUGUCGGCCUCUUCGCCCCCGCCGAGCGGGAGAGAACCGAGCGAAGGGACCGCACGGGCAGCCGCUUCGGGAGAGUCGCCAAAGCCGCAUCGUUGAGCGUCACCUGA
This is a messenger RNA of Acanthamoeba castellanii str. Neff, 972 nucleotides long. Its product is annotated as hydrolase, carbonnitrogen superfamily protein. Bases 1 to 972 code for a protein of 323 amino acids. Lineage: Eukaryota; Discosea; Longamoebia; Acanthamoebidae. The record is from RefSeq and is a predicted model, not a curated record. The transcript has 7 exons. Gene Ontology annotation, molecular function: hydrolase activity, acting on carbon-nitrogen (but not peptide) bonds, in linear amides.